Molecule: messenger RNA, 2640 nt
Organism: Neolamprologus brichardi
Lineage: Eukaryota; Metazoa; Chordata; Actinopteri; Cichliformes; Cichlidae
Gene: ggps1
Product: geranylgeranyl diphosphate synthase 1
Biological process (GO): isoprenoid biosynthetic process
Molecular function (GO): prenyltransferase activity
Source: RefSeq, a predicted model, not a curated record
AUGACAGAGUAGCCCGACAGUCGAAGUAAGGUUUUUCUUCGUAACUUACAUGUAAGGGAUAUUGUACCGGGCAAUGUAGAGAUAUAAAUGCAACGGAGAUUAAUGCGCUGCACCUAUCUGACAUUGCCUAGCUACUUCGCGCCUGCUCUGUAACGCAGACGAAACAUAUAUAUGUAGCUCAUCAACACUAGCUGGAGAAUUGAAAGGCUUGUAGCGUGCUCUACUGUAACGGCGCUAGCUUAGCAUAGCACCAGAUGAAGUAGCCGACAGCACACCGAUUUAAAAUGAUAUGAAGGUCUGGUUAUAACAGUUAUAUUUUGUGCCUUACUCGACCAGCGUGGAAGUGGAUGAUUUUAUCUUGAGAAAGAAAGACAUACUGAAUGGUGAUACACCAUUGUGCUAGCCUGCUAACGCUAGCCCAGUAGCAGUGUGGCUAACCGGAAUUCAGCACCGGCUAGUUAGCGGACUGAGUCUGCCAAGAUAUAUUGUAUAAAGUUGAAGCGAUGGACCAUGGCACGGAGGCUGCUGCUGACCGAAUCUUGCUGGAACCAUACAAAUACUUGUUGCAACUGCCAGGAAAACAAGUGAGAACAAAACUCGCCCAAGCAUUUAACCACUGGCUCAAUGUUCCCGAGGACAAGCUGCAGGUGAUCAUUGAGGUGACUGAGAUGCUACACAAUGCCAGCCUGCUGAUAGAUGACAUUGAGGAUAGCUCCAAGCUGCGUCGAGGCUUCCCUGUGGCACACAGCAUCUAUGGCGUUCCUUCUGUUAUCAACUCGGCCAACUACGUGUACUUCCUGGGGUUGGAGAAGGUGCUGAUCCUGGAGCACCCUGAGGCGGUGCGAGUGUUUACCCGUCAGCUUCUUGAGUUGCAUCGCGGUCAGGGCCUCGACAUCCACUGGAGAGACACCUACACCUGUCCCACCGAGCAGGAGUACCGCAAAAUGGUGCUGCAGAAGACAGGAGGGCUGUUUGGCCUCGCUGUAGGCCUGAUGCAGCUCUUCUCAGACUGGAAGCAGGACCUGAAACCCCUCUUGGACACACUGGGCCUUUUUUUCCAGAUCCGUGACGAUUACGCCAACUUGAGUUCCCGCGAGUACAGCGAGAACAAGAGUUUCUGCGAGGACCUGACCGAGGGCAAGUUCUCCUUCCCCACCAUUCAUGCCAUAUGGUCACGUCCGGAGAGCACUCAGGUGCAGAACAUCCUGAGGCAGCGCACGGAGAACAUGGACAUCAAACGAUACUGCGUGGACUACCUGGAAAAGGUGGGCUCAUUUGCUUACACCCGCCAGACUCUGCGGGAACUGGAGAUGGAGGCCUACCGGCUCAUUAGGGAGUUUGGGGGAAACCCUCAGCUGGAGAGCCUGGUCAAACAUCUUAGCCAGAUGCAUCACGAGGCCGAGGCCACAGCCGAGUCUAGCUGUGAGCCGCCCUCCAGCCAAAACCACUGACCACAUAUUUACCUUAAAUGCUGCGUGACUCCCAUGCACUCCAGCACACAGAUCCUUAGCUGAUGCACUGAUACAGACACGCACAUUCCUGAAAACCUCAGUACAUACCAGAACAUCUCCUUCACACACUAUGCUGAGUCUUCAUGACUGAAUUCAGAAAGCAGACCAGUCCCAAAUGUUGCCUUUUGGUUUUGUGUUCAUGAAGGCAUCCUGCAAGAGUUGCUUUAUUGUACACAUAACUAACUUUUGUAUCAAAGUGUAACAGUUCAAUCAGCGGAAGACAUGAAUUGAAAUUAACUUCAGGGUUUGUUUGUUUUUUUUCCCUUUUUUUCUGAAAAUGAAAACUACCAAGAUGGCAAAAAAGCUUUUACGCCUUUUGAUGUGCACAACAGUGUAUAAAUGUAUUUCUCCCCUCCUUGUAAGCAAAUGUAAAUUGUUUAUCUAAAAGCAAGUCUCUUCUCCCCCCUCUCUCAUGUUUAAAAAUAGGAUGUGGAUGUCUUGGGCUUAUAUGUGGUUUGGGGCUCCUUAAUCAUCAAACCACCAGAGUGCCAAGCUUAUAGGAAAGACCUCCACCACUGUACUGUCUCCUUGUUACAUAACACGCUGGUUUUACAUGCAAAGUAGUGUUCCUGUUGCUCAUGCUCACGCGUUUAUGUUUUUGUUCCAACAGAGAUCUUUACACCUUGAACACUUCAUUAGUGUCAUACUGGUAUUUAUUAGGAAACAACUCUGUGCAGUAACACCUUGUUUGUACUUAUUUAAUAAAAAAGAUUCUUUAAAGAUCACCUGUGGAAAGCAGUUUUUGGCAUUAGUGCCAGUUUGAUCUUUUGAAUCUAUUACAGUAACUAAUCUGAGGACAGAUGUGCAAAUGACAGAAGCUGUUCAUGGAGAUUCUUCAGUAGUCUUCAGCACUGGAGUAGUGCUAGUAAUAAAAAUUACAAUUGCAAAAAUAUAUUAUAUAAUGAAUUGAGUCACUAUAACAGCAUGGGUUGUUAUAAUCUGGAUGUAUAAAUUUAAGUGACUAAAUUUUAAUGAAUCGCACUGGUAAUUGAUAACAUUGAUGUUACUGAAACUUUUCUUUUUUUAAAUAAGCUUCAUAAAUGGAAAGCUGAAGUUAUAAAAAUGUUUUUAGAUUAAAUAAAAUCCAUGAAUGUUAUGUCAAUUUAAAAAAAAAAAAAAAAAAAAAAAA